UUUUUUUCACGGAUGUAUCCAAUCCACGAAUAUGAUAUAGUCAUUCCGAUUUUUCUAUAAACUAGACAAAGAUAGGCUUCGCAUCGGUGGAUCCACCAGUGUGAAAAAGAAUACGCCCUGUUUUUUUUAAGAGUAGAGGGGUUUUGUCACUUUUUGUCUUCAGUCAAGACAGUCGUCAGUCAGUGAUUCGGUCACAGUUCUCGAGUGCUCACUUGUCAACUUUGGUUACUUGAUACGUCCUCUGUUUUGUGAUUAAUACUUACUCAAUUCCAUUCAGCCUUCAGCUUAUAGGCCCCCGCAAGUACGCCCUUGUGUUAGUGUUUUGGAAAUUGCCUUUGAAAAAUAUCCGAAAAAAUGUUUAGUUGGUUGACAAGGGAUAACAACAAGCAAGAGAUCUACAACAAUGUUAUAGAUGGUCUUAAGGACAUUUACAAGAACAAGUUAUUGCCUCUGGAAGAACACUAUCAUUUCCAUGAAUUCCAUAGUCCAAAGUUAGAAGAUUCGGAUUUUGAUGCAAAGCCCAUGAUCUUACUUGUUGGCCAGUAUUCUACAGGUAAAACAACUUUUAUUAAAUACUUACUGGAACGGGAAUUUCCUGGGAUACGUAUAGGGCCAGAGCCUACAACUGAUAGAUUUAUAGCUGUUAUGCAUGAUGAAAAAGAAGGAAUAAUCCCUGGUAAUGCCUUGGUAGUCGAUCCGAAGAGACAAUUUAGGCCACUUUCAAAAUUUGGAAAUGCCUUUCUCAAUCGUCUACAGUGCUCUUUAGUUAAUUCUCCAGUAUUGAAAAAUAUUUCCAUCGUUGACACACCAGGUAUUCUUUCUGGCGAAAAACAGCGUGUAGAUAGAGGCUACGAUUUUACUGGAGUUCUUGAAUGGUUUGCUGAGAGAGUUGAUCGAAUAAUUUUGUUGUUUGACGCUCAUAAACUGGAUAUUUCUGAUGAAUUCAGACGUUCCAUUGAAGCUCUGAGAGGCCAUGAUGACAAAAUUCGAAUUGUAUUGAACAAAGCUGAUAUGAUAGACCAUCAGCAACUUAUGCGUGUAUAUGGAGCUCUCAUGUGGUCAUUAGGAAAAGUUUUACAAACUCCUGAAGUUGCCAGGGUUUAUAUUGGCUCUUUCUGGGAUCAACCUUUAAGAUAUGAUGUUAACAGACGACUGUUUGAAGAUGAAGAACAAGACCUGUUCAAAGAUUUACAAUCACUCCCAAGAAAUGCUGCUCUAAGAAAGCUGAAUGACCUUAUCAAGAGAGCCAGGCUUGCUAAGGUCCAUGCCUUUAUUAUUGCUGAGUUGAGGAAAGAAAUGCCUUCAGUAUUCGGAAAAGAUUCCAAGAAAAAAGAACUAAUUAAAAAUCUUGGAACUAUAUACGAGAAACUACAAAGGGAACACCAAAUAUCCCAAGGUGAUUUCCCCGAAAUUAAAAAAAUGCAAGAAGUCCUGGGGAAUCUAGAUUUCACAAAAUUCAACCCAAUAAAAGUGAAACUCUUGGAAAUUGUAGACAGAAUGCUGGCUGACGAUAUUUCAAGACUUAUGGCUAUGAUACCGCUGGAAGACACAACAACUAAUGUUCAGGAUGGUCAAGUUUCUGGUGGGGCAUUCAACAAUGUUGAGGAUGCUUCACCGUUUGGUUACAAGAGGGGGGAGGGCAUUGAUGCAGGUGCAGGAGAACAUGACUGGAUUGUCAGCAGAGAAAAGGAUAAAUAUGAUAAGGUGUUCGACCAGCUUAAUCCUGUUGAUGGCAAAGUCACUGGCAUGGCUGCCAAAUCGGAAAUGGUGAAAUCCAAGUUGCCCAAUACUGUUCUAAGCAAAGUAUGGAAAUUAGCUGAUGUGGACAAAGACGGUAUGUUGGAUAAAGAAGAAUUCGCUCUGGCAAUGCAUUUAAUCAACAUCAAAAUUGACGGAAACGAUCUGCCAGCCGAGUUACCUUUACAUUUGGUUCCUCCAUGUAAACGUUAAAUUAUCGUUAUGUAUUUAUUUUGAACAACCUAUUUAUUCUGUCAUCCACAAGUGCUCUAUCUAUCCUAAACUUUGUCCAUACUAAGUAUAUUCUUUGUACCCGAGUACAAAAAUAUCCUUUUAUUAGUAAGUAAUUUUACAAUGAAUUGUUUGAUGUCAAUAUUUUUUGACAAUAAAACAAAUUAAUUUAUCUUGUGUCUACAAAUUUUGUGAAGAACUUGUAUAUUUGAGAUGUAUGAAAAAUGUCAUAAAAUGAACAUUUUUCAAAAAUCGAAUAUCCAUAUAUUAUUAGGUUUUUGUUUUAGAUGAAGAUAGUCCUAAAAAAUGUUUACACACUCUGUCACUUAUUUCAUAUAGGGCAGUAUUUUUGUAAAAUAUGUAAUUAAAAAUUGACCAAUUUUUUAUUUCCAAAUGGCUUAAUGUACCUACACCAAGGAUUUGUUUGCCUAUCAUGUAUUCUACUUAAUAAUAAGUGUUUUCACCGUUUCCAAAAAAACACUUAGCCUUGGAACGAAAUAUAAAAAAAAAUAGUUUUUGCAUUUGGAAAAAAAAACAUAGUCUUUAAUGUAGCUAAAAAAAAUAAUAAUUACAUAUUAACAAAUAAUUUUAAAUAACCAAUGUGAUAGAAAAAGUACUGUGUAUAUUUGUAUCAUAACAAUGUAGAUAAAUAUUUUUUUAACAGAUUGGCUCGGGAAGUGUGAUCAGUCAUUAUAUAUACAAAUUAUUCAGAUUUUUCUUAAUAUAUUUUCUAUAUUAUUUUAAUGUUUAAGAUUUUAGGCACUUGUAGGAUUUUUUUGUUAUAAAAAUACCUAAAUAUUAUCCAUAAUGUAUUUAAGUUUUUUCCUAUAUGUACUGUUGUUAGAGUUUUUCAGAGGUAUCUUAUUUGAGAUAGAAAUUUUCCAUGAUUGUUUAAUAAAAUGUAUUUAUAAAUUAAA
Messenger RNA from Ceutorhynchus assimilis (cabbage seed weevil), 2885 nucleotides. Lineage: Eukaryota; Metazoa; Arthropoda; Insecta; Coleoptera; Curculionidae. The record is from the annotation of a GenBank genome assembly.